GCCCAAACUCUGAUCUGAAACACCCGCUCAGAGACAUGAGCGAGUCCUGAUCGCGGUGAGCGUGGAGACCGGACACCGGAGAAUCACGGCGCGUCAGGACUGUCCCGUUCUCAAACCGGAGACCUGGUAGAGGACAACGGACACACCGAGACACCCACCGUAAGACAUGUCCCUGCUGUGUGUCGGGGUGAAGAAAGCCAAGCUCGAUGGACCCCAGGAGAAAUUUAAUGCGUAUGUGAGUCUGAAAGUACAAAAUGUUAAAAGCACGACGAUUGCGGUGCGGGGAAACCAGCCGAGUUGGGAGCAAGACUUCAUGUUUGAGAUAAACAGGCUCGAUCUUGGCUUGCAUGUGGAAGUCUGGAAUAAAGGUCUGAUAUGGGACACCAUGGUGGGCACCGUGUGGAUUCCCCUGCAAAGCAUCCGCCAGUCGAACGAGGAGGGUCCAGGCGAGUGGUUAACUCUGGACUCCCAGGUGAUCAUGGCAGAUAAUGAGAUCUGUGGUACAAAGGAUCCAACUUUCCACCGGGUGCUACUCGACACACGCUUCGAACUGCCACUGGAUAUCCCUGAGGAGGAGGCUCAGUACUGGGCUAAGAAACUGGAGCAGCUCAAUGCCAUGAGGGACCAGGAUUAUUCAUACCAGGAGGAGCAGGAGAGGCCUCUUCCUGUACCCGGGAGCCAGUGCUGUAACUGGAAUUUAUGGGGAGACCAACAGAAUGAAGACCCUGACAGCGCAGUGGAUGACCGGGACAGUGAUUAUCGCAGUGAGACGAGUAACAGCAUCCCUCCACAGUACUACACCACCUCACAGCCCAACGCCUCCGUUCACCAGUACCCCAUGGGUCAGCAGCACCGCACCAACCGAGCCAUGUACAACCACUCGCACCACGGCUGUGACAUCACUGACUACGACCACCAGAGAGCAAUCAGUCCUGCAGGAAGUUACGCUUCAUCGGCAGAGCUGAGCCACUGCAGCUCACAGCUAAGUGAAGAGGAGUACGGCGAGCGAGAGCUGUACGACGAAAACGACUCCUAUCACUCGUGUCACUCGUCUGUCUCCUACAGCAAGGGCUCUCCUGACUGGGAGCCAGAUGAGACACAAGGUGUCUACAGUGACGAAGGUGCCUACUGCAAAGAUGGCGGUGAAGAAGGUGCCCUCUAUGAGGGGGACGACGGAGACCUGUAUGCCGAAGACUUAUACAAAGGCGAAGAGGGAGACUACAGCUACAAUGACGAAGAUCGCUGCCCUGGGGAUGAUGUUCUUAGCGAGGACCAGGAACCUCCAUACACCCUGACUCCGACCAGCACUGCACCCAAAAUCCCUACAUCAUCCAAUUCCAGGCCUCCGUUGGAGAAACAGGCAUCUGUGCACCAGCAACCACCAGCACAGCAGACCCCACAGGGCCAGAAUGCCAAUCAGAUAUCCAACCAGGCUCCUAAACAACAACCAAACCAGGCUUCUACUCAACCACAACCACCUAGUCAGGUUCCACCCAAACCCAACCAAACCCAGCAGUCAGCACGGCCACCUCUUCAACAACAACAAUCUACUGGCCCUCUUCCAUCCGUCCAGUCAUUCUUUGCCAUGGCUAAACCUCUAACUGCUGUGUUUGGCCUGGGUGGAUCUUCUUCUACACCUCCGCAGCCUCCUGCACCUGCACCUCAACCACAGCGACCCCAACCCCAAUCCCAACCCGCAGCCCCUCAUUCCCAACCUACUACGGUCCAACCGGCUGUUCCCGGAACCCAGCAAACAAGUCCAACCCAACCAAAACCAGCAGAAUCCCCAACCCAGGCUCUUACAAUCAACUCUCAGCUCUCAGUAGGUUCAGUCAAGCCACCUACACCAACAGAAGAGACACAGGUGAUAGAGGAACCAGCAGUGGAGGAGCAGCCUGCUCCGAAAGACGAGGAGCUUUCUGUAAAAGGAUCUCCACUGGAGGAGAUGGAGAAAGAGAUUACUCCUACAUCUCCACCACCAGAGCAGAAGGAAGCAGAGUUAGAGCAAGAGAGAACACCAGAGGUGGAAGAGGUUAAGGAACCUGUGGACCCAGCAGUACGGGCUAAAGAGAACUGGCUACGGAUCUUCAACAAGGUUCGACAACAAAUACAAGAGGAACGAGGAGAGACAGAUUCCCAGUCUCUGUGGUUUGGAAAGGGAGGGAUGGGAGGAGCUCUGUACAGUAUAGACAGCAUGCCUGACCUACGCAAAAGAAAAGCCAUCCCAUUGGUUAGAGACCUGUCUUUGGUGCAGAACUCACGUAAAGCUGGAAUCACGUCUGCUAUGGCAAGUAGCACACUAAACAAUGAGGAACUGAAGAGUCACGUGUAUAAGAAGACCCUACAGGCUUUGAUCUACCCCAUAUCCUGCACCACCCCUCAUAACUUUGAGGUUUGGACUGCCACCACACCCACAUACUGCUAUGAAUGCGAGGGGCUGCUGUGGGGCAUCGCUCGGCAAGGCAUGCGCUGCUCUGAGUGCGGGGUCAAAUGCCACGAAAAGUGCCAGGACCUGCUGAACGCUGACUGCCUACAAAGAGCUGCUGAGAAGAGCUCAAAGCACGGUGCAGAGGACCGAACUCAGAACAUUAUUAUGGUCCUUAAGGACCGCAUGAAGAUCCGCGAGCGCAACAAGCCAGAAAUCUUUGAGCAGAUCCAGGAGGUGUUCGCUGUGGUCAAAGCGACCCACGCAACCCAUAUGAAGCAGAUCAAACAGAGUGUGCUCGAUGGGACGUCCAAGUGGUCGGCCAAGAUCAGCAUUACAGUUUGCUGCGCCCAGGGCCUACAGGCAAAGGAUAAGACGGGUUCCAGCGACCCCUACGUCACUGUCCAGGUGGGCAAGACCAAGAAAAGGACCAAGACCAUCUAUGGCAACCUUAACCCAGUCUGGGACGAGAGUUUUCACUUCGAGUGCCACAACUCCUCAGACCGUAUAAAAGUGCGUGUAUGGGAUGAGGACGAUGACAUCAAAUCCCGAGUGAAGCAGAGGUUCAAACGAGAGUCUGAUGAUUUCCUGGGCCAGACCAUCAUCGAGGUCCGAACUCUGAGUGGAGAAAUGGACGUGUGGUAUAACCUGGACAAGCGUACAGAUAAAUCAGCCGUGUCUGGAGCCAUACGCAUGCACAUCAGCGUAGAAAUUAAAGGAGAGGAGACGGUGGCGCCAUACCAUGUCCAGUACACCUGCUUACAUGAGCACCUUUUCCACUACACCACUGAGGAGCAGAACAGCGGCGUGGUUAAGAUCCCAGACGCCAAAGGAGACGACGCCUGGAAAGUGUACUUCGAGGAGACGGCACAGGAAAUUGUGGACGAGUUUGCUAUGAGAUACGGAGUGGAGUCCAUCUACCAGGCCAUGACGCAUUUUGCAUGCUUGUCGUCUAAGUACAUGUGCCCAGGUGUGCCAGCUGUGAUGAGCACCCUCUUGGCGAACAUCAAUGCCUACUACGCCCACACCACGCAGUCCUCGAACAACGUUUCCGCCUCGGACCGCUUCGCCGCCUCCAACUUUGGGAAAGAGAGAUUUGUGAAGCUACUUGAUCAGCUCCACAACUCUUUGAGGAUCGACCUUUCCAUGUACAGGAAUAAUUUCCCUGCCAGUAGUCCUGAGAGGCUGCAGGAUCUGAAGUCGACCGUGGAUCUUCUCACUAGUAUCACUUUCUUCAGAAUGAAGGUCCAGGAGUUGCAGAGUCCACCGAGAGCGAGUCAGGUGGUCAAGGACUGUGUGAAAGCCUGCCUGAACUCCACAUACGAGUACAUUUUUAACAACUGCCAUGAACUGUACAAUCGAGAGUACCAGACAGAUGCGUCUAAGAGCGUCCUUCCAGAUGAGCAGGGUCCCAGUGUUAAGAACCUUGACUUUUGGUCCAAAUUUAUUACCCUUAUCGUCUCCAUUAUAGAGGAGGACAAGAACUCAUACACUCCAUGCCUUAACCAGUUUCCUCAGGAGCUGAACGUAGGAAAGAUCAGCGCUGAGGUCAUGUGGAACAUGUUUGCUCAGGAUAUGAGAUACGCCAUGGAAGAACAUGAGAAGCACCGGCUGUGUAAGAGUGCAGAUUACAUGAACCUUCACUUCAAAGUCAAGUGGCUCUACAAUGAAUACUGCAAAGAGCUUCCGUGCUUUAAAGAGCGUGUGCCCGAGUACCCUGCGUGGUUUGAACCAUUUGUGAUCCUCUGGUUGGAUGAAAAUGAAGAAGUAUCAAAGGACUUCCUAAAUGGUGCCCUGGCGAGAGAUGCAAAGGAUGGGUUUCAGCAGACGUCGGAGCAUGCUCUGUUUUCCUGCUCGGUGGUGGACGUUUUCUCUCAGCUGAAUCAGAGCUUCGAGAUCAUCCGCAAGCUGGAGUGUCCUGACCCUCAGAUCGUUGGCAACUAUAUGAAGAGAUUUGCCAAGACCAUUGGGACUGUACUGCUUUCUUACGCUGAUAUAAUUGCCAAGGAUUUCCCCUCCCACUGUAAUAAGGAGAAAGUGCCUUGCAUAAUUAUUAACAACAUCCAGCAGCUAAGAGUGCAGUUGGAGAAGAUGUUCGAGGCCAUGGGAGGUAAAGAUCUAAACGUAGAGGCCAGUGACUUCCUAAAGGAGCUUCAAGUUAAACUCAACAACGUAAUGGAUGACCUCAGCAGGAUCUUCGCCGUCAGUUUCCAGCCUCAGAUUGUGGAGAACUUGAAGCAGAUGGGUGACAUCCUGAGCCAGGUGAAAGGUGCCAACGUUCCUGCCAACGGCAACGGCAGCCUCACACAGGACGCCGACAAUGUGCUGCAACCCAUCAUGGACUUCCUAGACAGCAAUCUGUCGUUAUUUGCUAAGAUUUGUGAGAAGACAGUGCUGAAGAGGGUUCUAAAAGAACUUUGGAAACUGGUGAUGAACACCAUGGAGAAAACCAUUGUUCUUCCACCGCUUACUGACCAAACGGGCACACAGCUCAUCUUUAAUGCUGCUAAAGAGUUGGGCCAGCUCUCCAAACUAAAGGAGCACAUGGUGAGAGAGGAGGCGAAAGCACUAACACCCAAACAGUGUGCGGUAAUAGAGCUGGCACUGGAUACCAUAAAGCAAUACUUUCACGCUGGUGGAGUGGGUCUAAAAAAGACGUUUUUGGAGAAGAGCCCGGACCUGCAGUCUCUGCGCUACGCUCUGUCACUGUACACACAGGCCACGGACAAGCUCAUCAGGAAAUUCAUCCAGACACAGCACAGUCAGGCUUCUGGUGUGGAUGAUGCAGUGGGAGAGGUGUGCAUGACUGUGGAGAUCCUCAGCGACCCCAACUCUAGUGGACACAAAGUCAACAUUAAAGUGGUUUCAGCUAACGACCUGCGCUGGCAGACCCAGGGAAUUUUCCGGCCCUUCAUUGAGGUCUACAUUAUUGGGCCUCACCUCAGUGACAAGAAGAGGAAAUUUGCCACCAAGUCCAAGAACAAUAGCUGGUCCCCCAAAUUCCUCGAGUCCUACCAAUAUGUCUUGGGUAGCGAGUUGGGACCCGAGGGCUACGAGCUGCACGUGUGUGUGAAGGACUACUGCUUUGCACGGGAGGACCGGACAGUGGGCAUUGCUUUACUGCAGCUCAAUGACAUAGCGUCACGGGGCGGCGGUGCUUUCUGGCUGCCUCUGAGUAAGCGUGUACACAUGGACGAGACAGGCCUGACCGUACUGCGCAUCCUCUCUCAGCGCAACAACGACGACGUGGCCAAAGAGUUCGUCAAACUGAAGUCGGACCAGCGCUCGGCCGAGGAGGGCCGUGGAAGCUAGGAGCCCGUGUUCACAACGUCCACCUGCACAUAGUACACACAGUCAGUCCAGUAAACACAGACUUGUAUAAAGGAAUACUGUUGUGCCACUCGGUGACAUCGGUAGUGGCAUAACAAAAAUAAGCACUAAAGCAAUCAAACCUGAUUCAAGCAAAUAAUGAUGUCAGAGGUGCCACUCUUUCAUCUUUGCCUUUUUUUGUAAAGAUCCAGC
Trichomycterus rosablanca is the source of this 5947-nucleotide messenger RNA. RefSeq names its product protein unc-13 homolog A. Bases 167 to 5737 code for a protein of 1856 amino acids. Gene Ontology annotation, biological process: synaptic transmission, glutamatergic; synaptic vesicle maturation; neuromuscular junction development. The transcript is spliced from 40 exons. Gene Ontology annotation, cellular component: presynaptic membrane; plasma membrane; neuromuscular junction. Gene Ontology annotation, molecular function: phospholipid binding; syntaxin-1 binding; calcium ion binding. NCBI's taxonomy places the organism in Eukaryota, Metazoa, Chordata, Actinopteri, Siluriformes, Trichomycteridae. The record is from RefSeq and is a predicted model, not a curated record.